GGGAGAGGAUCUAUCAAACUUGCCAUGGUAACGGGACUCUAUACAACUUUGAUGGGUGAGUAGUAAAAGUUUACUCUUGGCAACUUGGCACGAAAGCGAAUCGACCAGCUGAGCCGAACGGGGUUACCAUAGCUACGUUUUUUCACCUCGAGAAGUAGAGACUCUGGAGGAGACCAGACGAGCUUUUAUACCAAUUGCUAUUGGUAUACAAUCGUUUUACCUACGUUCUAAAUCUUUUAUCCAAAUAAAUGGCGACAGCGAUGAAAGAACGCACAAUUGCCGCGAUGGACACGCUAGUCAAGUAUGACAAUCCGGUUUUGAUUACGACUCAUCCGGAGAAGAUACGUAAGGAGUCGGCACUGGCAAAAGUCGGUAUAGCUGCUUGCAAGAUUCAAACAACCUCAGCCUCAGCUGAUACGCGACGUGAAACUAUUGAAAUUUUAAAUAGAAUUGUACCGCCAAAGGAGUGGGAAGAGGAUGGCCAGAUAUGGACUCAACGUGUGUCGAGUACUCCCGCAACGCGAUUAGACGUGAUAAAUUUACAAGAGCAACUUGAUAUGCGAUUGCAACAGAGACAGGCCAGAGAAACCGGCAUUUGUCCCGUUCGUAGGCAGCUCUAUGCCCAAUGUUUCGACGAAUUAAUACGGCAAGUAACUGUAAACUGUGCCGAACGUGGAUUACUUCUCUUGCGAGUAAGGGAUGAAAUCAAAAUGACAUUAGCCGCGUACCAGACGUUGUAUCAAAGUAGCAUCGCUUUUGGGAUGCGUAAAGCGCUCCAAGCCGAGCAAGGCAAGGAAAAUUUGAUUAGCACAGUUGACGAACUGAAAUUACAAAAGACUGAGUUGGAGAGAACGGUUGCGGAACUAAGGCUCAAGUAUGAUCAGUCUGAAAAAAGAUCGGCCGAAUUAAAAGAAGCGGAGGAAAAAAAACACUCGGAGGAAGUACAGUUUCUUAAAAAGACAAAUUUGCAAUUAAAGACUCAAUUGGAAGGUAUAAUUGCAUCGAAAAAGUAAGAAAUCAUGGAGAAACAAUUUUCAUUUAAAAUAGUUUAUGGUAGUUACAAUAUAUUAUCUGCAAGAAUUAUGUGUUUAUACUCGCACGCACUCCUACGCAGUUGCUGAUUAUUAACAAACUUGC
This is a messenger RNA of Vollenhovia emeryi, 1137 nucleotides long. RefSeq names its product axonemal dynein light intermediate polypeptide 1 (gene Dnali1). Gene Ontology annotation, cellular component: axoneme; filopodium. The record is from RefSeq and is a predicted model, not a curated record. Lineage: Eukaryota; Metazoa; Arthropoda; Insecta; Hymenoptera; Formicidae. Gene Ontology annotation, molecular function: dynein heavy chain binding. The coding region runs from base 249 to 1013 and encodes 254 amino acids. The transcript is spliced from 6 exons.